AUGAAAGAUUCAAUAAAAAGCAUUGUAAAUAACUCAAGAACAGGAGAUGAUAGAUUCUUAGAAAUCAUCGAUUAGGCUUUUAACCCUAUCAGGUGUGAUUAAAAGGAAUUAAAUUUUUUAGUAAAUUUUCUCGAGGGAAAUAAUUUUAAUAAAUGGAUAGCAUAAAAACAGAAGGUUUCUUCUGAACUCAAAAAUUUAGAAGAAGAUUUGGAAAUUUAAAUAUAGAAAAUCUACACGAUCUGUCAUUUGUUUGAUUAAUUAAAUACUCAUUUGCAAUAUUAUAUUACAGAUCUUAGUUCUAAUGAAGGAGAGGAAAAAGUUAGCGUUUUUUAAUUUCAAGGAUUCUCAAAGUUCAAAGACUAAUUAAUACCAAAAGAUUUUAUUCUCAUAAGAGAUAUAAAUGGAAAUAGAACUUACAAAUAGAAUGAAUAGAUACUUAGAUAGUAACAUAAUUAUCAUAUAACAUAGAGAGAAUAAAAUAUCAGGAUAGAAAAAUGAAAAAAUAUUAAAUAAUUUUGAAUAAAUGAAAUAUUUAGAUUUCAAAGGUCAAUAUGGAAUUAAUGGAUACAAAAUAAAAUAAUGGAACUAUUUUUGGAAAGAAAAAAAUGUUGGAGGCGGAUUAUACAAUAUAUACGGAUAAAAAGUUGGAAGUUGGAUAGAUUUAUGUGAAAAUUAUUGGGAGUAAUUUUAUAAAAUAAACUUAAAGUGAAAAUAAAGUGUAUGAAGAAGGAUAAUAUGAAAAAAAUAAAAGAUUUGGUAAUUGGAUAUACAAAUGGAAUAAUAUAAAAAUGUAAUAAAUUAAAUAUAAAUUAGUGGAGGAGGAUAAUAUGAUGAGAAUGGAGAAGGAACUAAAAUUGGUUACUGGAUCGAUUUAAGUGAGAAUUUUUCUCGUAGUCAUUAAGUCAUUUAUAACGGAAAAUAUAAAGAUGGUAAAAAAGUUGGCAUUUGGGAAAUUAAGUUUAAGUAGAGUUAGUGGAAAGAAUUUAAAUAAAUGUAUAAUAGUAUAAAAAAUUGUGGUGUAGUGGUGGUGGAUAAUAUGAUAAUGAAAACGGCGAUAUAAAAGUAGGUAAAUGGAUUGAAUUGAGUGAAAAUUUCAAACAGGAUGACCAAAUUGUAAUUUGUGGGGAAAAUUAAAAUGGCAAAAAAUUUGGGAGAUGGGAUAUUUUGUCUAAGUAAAACGAUUGGAAGGAAUUUUAUUAAAUGUAAAAGAUAAUAAAUACAGUUGUAGUGGAGGAGGUUCAUAUGAUAACGGAAAUGAGGAAAAAAAAUUUGGUAAAUGGAUAGAAUUAAAUGAAAAUUUCAAACAGGAUAACUAAAUUGUUAUUUGUGGGGAAUACUAAAAUGGCAAAAAAUUUGGGAGAUGGGAUAUUUUGUCUAGGUAAAUAGGUUUAUAGGAAUUUUAUUAAAUGUAAAAGCUAAUCAAUAAUAUUUCUUAAGUGCUGGGGGAUUAUAUGAUACCGAAAAUGGUGAUAUAAAAGUAGGUAAAUGGGUAGAAUUGAGUGAAAAUUUUAAAAAAGAUUGCUAAGUCAUUUUGUGUGGUGAAUAUAUAAAUGGACUCAAAGCUGGUAGAUGGGAUAUAAAAUAUAAAUAAGAUUAAAGGAAAGAAUUUAAAAUAAUGUAAAUUAUUAACAAAUCAUACCUUUUUAGUGGAGGAGGAUCAUAUGGUAAUGAAAUUGGUGAAAUCAAGUAAGGCGCAUGGAUAGAAUUAAAUGAUAGUUUUAAAAAUGAUUCCUAAGUCAUAUUGUGCGGUGAAUAUGUAAAUGGACUCAAAGCUGGUAGAUGGGACAUUAAGUAUAAAUAAGAUUAAUGGAAAGAAUUUAAAUUAAUGUAAAAUUAUUAAUAAAUCAUACCUUUAUAGUGGAGGAGGAUCAUAUGAUAAUGAAAUUGGUGGCAUCAAGUAGGGUGCAUGGAUAGAAUUAAAUGAUAGAUUUAAAAACAAUUCCUAAGUCAUAUUGUGCGGUGAAUAUGUAAAUGGACUCAAAUCUGGUUAAUGGGAUAUUAAAUAUAAAUAAGAUUAGUGGAAAGAAUUUUAAUUAAUGUAUAAUUAUUAAUACAUCAUGCCUUUUAGUGGUGGAGGAUAAUACGAGAAUGAAAUUGAUGAAAUCAAGAAAGGUGCAUGGAUAGAAUUAAAUGAUAGUUUUAAAAACAAUUCCUAAAUCAUAUUUUGUGGUGAAUAUGUAAAUGGACUCAAAGCUGGUAGAUGGGAUAUUAAGUUGAAAUAAGAUUAAUGGAAAGAAUUUAAAUUUAUGUAAAUUAUUAAUAAAUUAUAUCUAUUUAGUGGUGGAGGGUCAUACGAUUAUGGAAUUGGCGAAAUCAAAUAAGGCGCAUGGAUAGAAUUAAAUGAUAGUUUUAAAAACAAUUCCUAAGUCAUUUUGUGUGGUGAAUAUGUAAAUGGAAUCAAAGCUGGUAGAUGGGAUAUUAAGUAUAAAUAAGAUUAAUGGAAGGAAUUUUAAAUUAUGUAAAUUAUUAAUAAAUCAUGCCUUUUUAGUGGUGGAGGAUCAUAUGGUAAUGAAAUUGGUGGCAUCAAGUAAGGCGCAUGGAUAGAAUUAAAUGAUAGUUUUAAAAAUGAUUCCUAAGUCAUAUUGUGCGGUGAAUAUGUAAAUGGACUCAAAUCUGGUAGAUGGGAUAUUAAGUAUAAAUAAGAUUAAUGGAAAGAAUUUUAAUUAAUGUAUAAUUAUUAAUUAAUCAUACCUUUUUAGUGGUGGUGGACCAUAUGAUAAUGAUAUUGGUGGCAUCAAGUAGGGUGCAUGGAUAGAAUUAAGUAAUAGUUUUAAAAAUGAUUCCUAAAUCAUUUUGGAUGGCAAAUAUUUCAAUGGUCAAAAAGUUGGGAUAUGGGAUAUAAAGUAUAAGUAAGGUUAAUGGAAGGAAUUUUAAAUAAUGUAUAAUAUCAACAUUAUCUAUUUCAUAGUGGUGGCGGAAUAUAUGAUUAUGAAAUUGGAAUAAAAGUAGGUAAAUGAAUUGAAUUGAGUAAAAAAUUUAAUCAGACUUCCUUCAUCUUUUUUAGUGGUGAAUAUGUGAAUGGACUUAAAUCUGGCAAAUGGGAUACUCAAUAUAAGCAGAAUUUAUGGAAAAAAUUGAAAUUAAUGUAACAUUUUUUAAAUAUGAUUGUUGAAGUGGUGGUGGAUUAUAUGAAAGUGAGGUAUGCUAAGUAAAAAUUGGUAAUUGGAUAGAAUUGAACGAGAGAUUUUAAUGGAAUUCUUAAAUUAUUUAUAAAGGCAACUAUGAAAAUGGAUAAAAAGUUGGUAGAUGGGAAAUUAAAUAUAAAUAAACUAACGAAUAAGAAUUUGAAACAAUGUUAAACUUAAAUACUAUCUUUUUUAGCGGUGGUGGAUCAUAUGAAGAUGGCUUUGAUAAAGUAAAGAUAGGCAAUUGGAUUGAACUGAGUGAAAGAUUUAAAUUGAAUUCCUAAAUCAUUUAUAAUGGCAACUAUUAAAAUGGAUAAAAAGUAGGUAGAUGGGAUAUUAAGUAUAAAUAACUUGAAUCGAAAUAAUUUGAAAUAAUGUUAAAAUAUAUUUAUAUUUAUUUAGUGGUGGUGGAUCAUAUGAUUUAAGCCUUGAUAACGUCAAGAUAGGUAAUUGGGUUGAACUGAGUGAAAGAUUUAAAUGGAAUUCUUAAAUUAUUUAUAAUGGCAACUAUUAAAAUGGAUAAAAAGCUGGUAAAUGGGAUAUUAUGUAUAAAUACCCUUAAUCAUAAUACUUUGAAGAAAUGUUAAAUUAUAUUUCUAUCUAUUUUUAGCGGAGGUGGAUCAUAUGAAGAAAACUUUGAUAAAGUUAAGAAAGGUAAUUGGAUUGAACUGAGUGAAAGAUUUAAAUGGAAUUCUUAAAUCAUUUAUAAUGGCAACUAUUAAAAUGGAUAAAAAGUAGGUAAAUGGGAAAUUAAGUAUUAAUAACCUGAAUCGAAAUAAUUUGAAUUAAUGUUAAAAUAUAUUUCUAUCUAUUAAGUGGUGGUGGAUCAUAUGAUUUAAACCUUGAUAAAGUCAAGAUAGGUAAUUGGGUUGAACUGAGUGAAAGAUUUAAAUGGAAUUCUUAAAUCAUUUAUAAUGGCAACUAUUAAAACGGAUAAAAAGUUGGUAAAUGGGAAAUUUAGUAUAAAUAAACUGACGAAAAAGAAUUUGAAACAAUGUUAAACUUUAAUAAUAUCAUUUUUAGUGGUGGUGGAUCAUAUGAAGAAGGCUUUGAUCAAGUUAAGAUAGGCAAUUGGAUUGAACUGAGUGAAAGAUUUAAAUGGAAUUCUUAAAUCAUUUAUAAUGGCAACUAUUAAAAUGGAUAAAAGUAGGUAAAUGGAAAAUUAAAUAUAAAUAAACUGACGAAAAAGAAUUUGAAACAAUGUUAAACUUUAAUACUAUCAUUUUUAGUGGUGGUGGAUCAUAUGAAGAAGGCUUUGAUCAAGUAAAGAUAGGCAAUUGGAUUGAACUGAGUGAAAGAUUUAAACAUAAUUCUUAAAUUAUUUAUAAUGGCAACUUUUAAAAUGGAUUAAAGGUUGGUAAAUGGGAAAUUAAAUAUAAAAGUCCGUAUGAAAUACAAUUCUCUUAAAUGUUAAAAUUUAAUAUUAUAUUUAGUGGAGGUGGGUAUUAUGAUGAUUAAAUUAAUGAAAUAAAGAUUGGAAAUUGGAUAGAGCUAAGUGAUAGAUUUAAAUGGAAUUUCUAAAUAAUUUAUGAUGGCAAUUAUUAAUAAGGAUAAAAAGUUGGCAAAUGGGAAAUUAAGUAUAAAAAUCCUUAUGAAAUAUACUUCUAAUCUAUGUUAAAAUUUAAUACUAUAUUUAGCGGCGGUGGAUAAUAUGAUAACUAAAUGGAGCAAAUAAAGAUAGGGAAUUGGGUAGAGAUAAACGAAAGGUUUAUUUGCAAUCCCUAAAUUAUUUAUAAUGGACAAUAUAAAGAUGGUUUAAAUAUUGGUUAAUGGGAUAUUUUCUACAAAAAAAGCGAUUAGAAAAAAUUAUAAGACACUAAAAACGGUUAUUGGAUUGAGAUAAAAAGUAAAUUUUAGAAGGAUGCUUGGAUUUCCUAUUCGGGUGGAUAUUUAAAAGGUAAAAAACAUGGGAAAUGGAAGACAUCUUAUAAUAAUUAUAAUGAAAACUAAUCUGUAACCUUAUAUACAUAAAAUUGCAAUCAUAAUAAUGGUUUCGAAUAAUAUGAUGUAGAAAAAUUAAGUAUUGAAUUUCAAUUUUGUAUUGAAUUGUAAGAUAUUGUUAAAAACAAUUCUAAAUACAUUAUUGAGGGCGAGUAUAUGGGAGGUAAAAAAGUUGGACUUUGGAAUAUUUAUGAUUGGAAUAAAAAAAUGUAUAUUUUCAUCAAUAUUUACUCUAAAAGUGGAGGAGGGCUAUAUAAUCAAGCAGGAAAUAACCGUAAAAUAGGAAAUUGGAUUGAGUUAAGUGAAGGGUUUAAAUCUGAUUAUCAAGUUACUUACUAGGGUGAGUAUUUGGAUGGUUAUAAAGUUGGACAAUGGAAUAUUUAUGCCUGUAAUAAAAAAAUGUAAAAUUUUAAUCAAAUUUUUACUCUAAAAGUGGAGGAGGAUUAUAUAGCGAAAUAGGCAACAACCGUAAAAUAGGAAGAUGGAUUGAGCUAGGUGAAGGGUUUAGAUCUGAUUGCCAAGUUACUUAUUAGGGUGAGUAUUUGAAUGGUUAUAAAGUUGGACAAUGGAAUAUUUAUGCCUGGGAUAAAAAAAUGUAUAUUUUCAUCAAUAUUUACUCUAAAAGUGGAGGAGGGCUAUAUAAUCAAGCAGGAAAUAACCGUAAAAUAGGAAAUUGGAUUGAGUUAAGUGAAGGGUUUAAAUCUGAUUACCAAGUUAUUUAUUAGGGUGAGUAUUUGAAUGGUUAUAAAGUUGGACAAUGGAAUAUUUAUGCUUGGAAUAAAAAAAUGUAAAUUUUCAUCAAUAAUUACCCUAAAAGCGAAGGAGGAUUGUAUAAUCAAGCAGGCAACAACCGAAAAAUAGGAAAAUGGAUAGAGCUAGGUGAAGGGUUUAAAUUUGAUUAUCAAGUAACUUAUAAGGGGGAGUAUUUGGAUGGUUAUAAAGUUGGACAAUGGAAUAUUUAUGCCUGGGAUAAAAAAAUGUAUAUUUUCAUCACUAUAUACUCUUAAAGUGGAGGAGGAUUAUAUAAUCAAGCAGGCAACAACCAUAAAAUAGGAGAAUGGGUUGAGCUAAGGGAAGGGUUUGCAUUUGAUUCUCAAAUCGUUCAUAAGGGUGUGUAUUUGAAUGGUUAUAAAGUUGGAUAAUGGAAUAUUUAUGCUUGGGAUAAAAAAAUGUAAAAUUUUAAUUAAAUUUUACUCAAAAAGUGGAGGAGGAUUAUAUUGCGAAAUAGGCAACAACCUUAAAACAGCAAUAUGGAUUGAGUUAAGUUAAAGAUUUACUUUAAAUUCUAAAGUAACUUAUCAAGGUAAAUAUAAAGAAGGAAAAAAAGUUGGGAAAUGGAACAUUGCAUGCGAAUAAAAAGAGAUGUUAAAAUUAAUAUAAUAAUUUUAGUGGUGGUGGAUCAUAUGAUGAAAAUGAUGGUUAGGUUAAGGUUGGAAACUGGAUUGAAUUAGAUGAAUUCUCUCAAAAUAAUUUUUAAAUUCUAUUCCAUGGUGAAUACAAAAGAGGCAAAAAAGUUGGCAGAUGGAUUACAUCCUUAUAAUAGACAGACUAAAUUGAAGAUAUGUAAUAUAUAUUGUUGAUAAUAUAAAAAUAAUUAUAGAGGUGGUGGAAGUUAUGAUAAAGAUGAUUCUAUUAAAAUUGGAACAUGGAUUGAAUUGAUUAAUGAAUUUACUUUCAAUUCCUAAGUCAUUUAUAGAGGUGAUUAUUAAAAUGGGAAAAAAGUUGGUAAAUGGGACAUCAAAUUCAAGAAUGUGUAUGAAUACUCUAAAUAUGAAACUAUGUAAAUUGUUAUAAUUAUAAUAUUUUAGUGGUGGUGGAUCAUAUUAAAAACCUUCAAUUAAGAUAGGUAAAUGGAUUGAAUUAAGCAAUGAAUUUUCAAUUUUUAAUUAAAUAACCUAUUAUGGCAAUUAUAAAAAUGAUAAAAAGGUUGGCAAAUGGGUUGAAAAGGAUAUCUCAGAAAAUACCAUUAAAGAAGAAAUCAAUUAUGAAAUUUGA
Molecule: messenger RNA, 7061 nt
Organism: Paramecium octaurelia
Lineage: Eukaryota; Ciliophora; Oligohymenophorea; Peniculida; Parameciidae
Source: the annotation of a GenBank genome assembly